AUGGCACCGAAAGAGCUUACAGAACUUAAGGCUCAACUGCAAAAACUUUUGGAUCGUGGUUUCUUCCGUCCCAAUAUGUCUCCGUGGGGAGCACCAGUUCUAUUUGUCAAGAAAAAGUAUGGGACCAUGAGGAUGUGCAUUAAUUAUCGACGGCAAAAUAAGUUGACCAGGCAUUAUCUAUAUGGAGAGAGUUGUAUUGUCUACACUGAUCAUAACAAGUAUCUCCUCACUCAAAAGGAGUUCAAAUUUAGGCAGCGGCGUUGGAUUAAACUGCUCAAAGAUUAUGACUGUAAUAUAGAGUACCAUCCUGGUAAGGCUAAUGUUGUGGCUGAUGCACUCAGUCGUAGAGUAAUGUCUGAUUUGAGGGUUGAGAGUGGUGCUACUUCUAAUUUUGGGUUGAAUAAUGAUGGGGUUUUGUGUUUUCGAGGGUGGAUCUGUGAUCUCCGUGUACUGCACUGGUGGUCGAGUUUGAAGCAUGAGGUUACUAAUUUUGUUGCUCGAUGUCUGACAUGUCAACAAGUUAAGGCUGAGUAUCAGUUGCCUUCAGGUUUGCUACAAACCGUUAAGAUUCCCUUGACACCCACUAAGAAGGACUCUGUUUGGGUCAGCAUGGAUCAAUUGACUAGGUCUGCUCACUUCAUUCCAGUUUAG
Messenger RNA from Gossypium arboreum, 651 nucleotides. RefSeq lists its product as uncharacterized. The record is from RefSeq and is a predicted model, not a curated record. Bases 1 to 651 code for a protein of 216 amino acids. The transcript has 4 exons. NCBI's taxonomy places the organism in Eukaryota, Viridiplantae, Streptophyta, Magnoliopsida, Malvales, Malvaceae.